This is a messenger RNA of Glycine soja, 3333 nucleotides long. RefSeq names its product replication protein A 70 kDa DNA-binding subunit B-like. Gene Ontology annotation, molecular function: single-stranded telomeric DNA binding; damaged DNA binding. Bases 78 to 1940 code for a protein of 620 amino acids. Gene Ontology annotation, biological process: nucleotide-excision repair; double-strand break repair via homologous recombination; telomere maintenance via telomerase. The record is from RefSeq and is a predicted model, not a curated record. Lineage: Eukaryota; Viridiplantae; Streptophyta; Magnoliopsida; Fabales; Fabaceae. Gene Ontology annotation, cellular component: DNA replication factor A complex; nucleus. The transcript is spliced from 13 exons.
ACACCCCACUAUACAAAAACACUCUCUCUCUCUCUGUUUCCUCCAAAAACAAAACUUUCCCUACACACUUUCUUCCAAUGGCCGCCAAAACGGUAACCCCCGACGCCGUUUCGACGCUCCUCGCAAACCCUUCCCCCGAUUCCACAUCGGAUCUCCCCGACAUCGUCGUUCAAGUCCUCGAUCUUAAGGCGACAGGCAAUAAAUACAUGUUUACUGCUAAUGAUGGAAAAACGAAACUGAAAGCUAUGAUUCCUUCGGAUAUGCGCUCUCAGGUGCUCUCCGGGGCUAUUCAAAACCUAGGUCUUAUUCGCGUCCUUGAUUACACUGUCAACGAUAUCCCCAAUAAAUCGGACAAAUACCUUCUUGCCAUUAAAUGUGAAGCUGUAUCUCCCGCGCUUGAAAUGGAGAUAAAGAGUGAGGAAUCUGGAUCUGGGAUUCUUUUGAAGCCCAAAGUAGAGGGUGGAGUCAAGACUGAAGGUGCUGCUGCUGGGAUUCUUCUCAAGCCCAAGCAAGAAGUGGUGACAAAAUCUGCUAACCAGAUUCUACGCGAACAGCAUGGAAAUUCGGCUCCUGCUGCACGCAUGGCAAUGACGCGUAGAGUGCGUCCUCUUGUUUCGUUGAACCCUUAUCAGGGUAAUUGGACAAUAAAGGUUAGCGUUACGAGCAAAGGGAACAUGCGUACCUAUAAGAAUGCUAGGGGUGAUGGUUGCGUCUUCAAUGUUGAAUUGACGGAUGAAGAUGGUACUCAGAUUCAGGCAACUAUGUUUAAUAAUGCUGCAAGGAAAUUUUUUGACAAAUUUGUUCUGGGAAAGGUUUACUACAUUUCAAGGGGAACUUUGAAAGUUGCUAACAAGCAGUUCAAAACUGUGCAAAAUGAUUAUGAAAUGACGCUAAAUGAGAAUUCCGAGGUGGAAGAGGUGGUCGGUGAAGCAAGUUUUGUUCCGGAAACAAAAUUCAACUUUGUGCAGAUUGAUCAACUGGGUCCUCAUGUCAAUAAGUCUGAGCUUGUGGAUGUUAUUGGAGUUGUUAAGAAUGUGUCUUCAACAAUGAGCAUUCGUAGGAAGAGUGACAAUGAGAGUAUUCCAAAGCGUGACAUUACUAUUGCUGAUGACACGAAGAAGACAGUAGUUGUGUCCUUGUGGAAUGAACUUGCAACUACCACAGGAGAAGAGCUACUGGACAUUGUUGAUAAAUCUCCAGUUGUUGCAAUUAAAUCUCUCAAGGUUGGGGACUUCCAAGGUGUUUCUUUGUCAACUAUAGGCAGAAGUGUGGUUCUGGUAAAUCCAGACAUACCCGAAGCAAAAAAUCUCAGAAGCUGGUAUGAUUUUGAAGGCAAGGAUGCUGCAAUGGACUCUGUAGGCUCUGGUUCAAGUCCAAUAUCUAACAAUGGGAUUAGAUCAGUGUACACUGAUCGUAUUCAUCUUUCUGACAUAAUCUCAAACCCAUCAUUGGGAGAUGGAAAGCCUGCUUUUUUCAGUCUUAGAGGACAUAUAACCUUCAUAAAGCCUGAUCAGGCAAUGUGGUAUCGUGCCUGUAAGACAUGCAAUAAGAAAGUUACUGAAAGCUUUGGUUCUGGAUAUUGGUGUGAUGGAUGUCAGAAAAGUGAUGAACAGUGUAGUUUAAGGUAUAUUAUGGUUGCCAAGGUUUCUGAUGGAAGCGCUGAGACUUUUAUCUCUGUCUUCAAUCAGGAAGCUGAGAAGAUCGUUGGAUGCUCUGCUGAUGAUCUAGAUAAUCUUAAAUUACAAGAAGGAGAAGAUAAUCCUUAUCAGAUGACAUUGAAGGAAGCUACUUGGGCUCAACAUCUUUUCCGGGUUAGUGUUACUCCGAACGAGUAUAAUGGCGAGAAGCGGCAAAGGAUAACAGUUCGAGCAGUUGUUCCUGUUGACUUCGCUGCUGAGUCAAGGUUUAUACUGGAAGAAUUAUCGAAGAUGAGAGCAUAAGAUGCAUAUGCAGAUUCACAGUUUCUACAUCUUUUGGUUGAAGGUUAUUUAGUAUGUUACUGGUUGUAAUUAUUAAUUAAUUCCCUAGGUGGGUUUUAUAUUAUGCACUUUGCCGAGCUCUAGAGAAUAUCUUACUCAUCCACAUGUUAUUGAUUUUCCGUUAUGUCAUCAGAGAUUCCUCCAAAAUUCUUCAAGCUUUGCCUGAUUGAGGAGUGGAUGAAUUGGGUUCUUCCUAUGUUUUGAUUAGAUUUAUUUACGAAGGAGCAUUGAGAGAAUGAAAUUUGUUACCUAUAUAUAGCUAUUUUUUUACUAUGAAAAAAUGAUUUUAGACAAUUUAAAUUAAAUAUUUUUUAAAAUAACUUCUCAGUUAACGCAUUUAAACAUAAAUUAUAACUUGUGAAUGAGAUUUAUUUACGAAGGAGCAUUAAGUGAAAUUUGCGGUAAGGUGAAUGAAAUUGGCGUAACAUGCAGGAACGAAAGUGGUGAAAAAAAAUAAAGUUAUAGCAAAUACGAAGACACUGAGAGAAUAAUGGGGUAGUUCGUGGUAUGGAUAUAUCUGGAUUAUUAUACGAAGAGGAAUUCUUGUCUCUUUUGCCGGGAUUAAGUAUGAGAUAAUUUUUUUUUUCUAUAAUAUAUUUGGGAUUAAAAAAAUUAUCCGCAAAAAAUGUUUCCUUAUUCAAACUGAGAACAUUUACAAAAGUAACUCAAAUGUUUGUGAUUGAAAUGCUUUUUUUUUUUUAUAAUUUCUAUGAUAAUUUUAGUCCUUACAUAUACAACACAUUAUUACAUUAGUUUGUACUUUGAUUAAUAGUUGCUAACUUACUGUGCUUUGAACUAAAUUCUUGUGUCUCUUGCUAACUUCCUAGGUUCUAGCUAUGUUUCCUGAUCUAUUGAAUGGUCGGUCUUCUCCUUUCACUAGAGUGCAGACCUUUGGGUUAAAUAUGGACAGACUUUCUUCCUCCUAUGUUAUACCUACCAAUGUCAUGGCCUACUUAUUUGGUGGAUCUCCUGAAUUUGUUUUCUUUGGAUGGGAAGGUGCUUAGAGUAAAAUCCAAUUUGAUUGAAGAUGGCUUCCAGCUAACUUCCACAGCUGUACCUUUUGGAGGAUUACGAGAUGUUUUGUUUGUGUCUUAACAAAGAACUUGUGUUUUCUGCAAUGGAGUAUGUGGCAAUGCAAAGAGGAGUUGACUUAUUGUUCUUAAUCUGGCGUCAAAUUUGUUACUAUUUUUUUUUUUUGCAAUCUUCUAGGAUCUAGCUGUAAUAGCCUGUCAUGGGAGCUUUUUUCGGCUCUCUUGCUUUGUAAAUAGCCUAUUACACAUGGAAUCUCAAUUAGCUCAAAAGAACAAUUGUAAGUGGUAAACUGAAUAGGCUUAUAACAAUAGAUAUCUGAUGA